This is a messenger RNA of Aegilops tauschii subsp. strangulata, 2007 nucleotides long. The record is from RefSeq and is a predicted model, not a curated record. Lineage: Eukaryota; Viridiplantae; Streptophyta; Magnoliopsida; Poales; Poaceae.
AUGGAGACGCUGGCCCAGAGGGCGGCGAAGAGAGCCAAGGCUUCGACGGGCAACGAGCCCCCAGCGAGCGCUCCGUGGAUGCCGACGUUGGUGGUGAUCAGCCCGGACGACAGCCCUCAGCGCAGCCCCCGCUCCAGCCCCCAGCGUGAGUCGGUUAUUCACUCCCCAUCAACAGGCGUUGGGGUGUGUAUCCUUGGCGCUGACCUUGCCGGGUUCGCAGGAGGAGAGCGGCAACAGGAGGAGCCGCUGAGGGCCGCCCCUGACACGCCGCCCCCGUCGACCACGCCACCCAGAGGGGUGUCACCGGCAAGGGCAUCUACCGCCGAGCCCACGCGCAUGGAGGAAGAGGGGGCAAGCAUGGGCAAUGGUGGCUCCGUCCCAGCGACGAACGUUGGCGGGGAGGGAACCACUUCUCCUCAGCUCGGCACGGACCCUCCCUCAACGGACCAGGUAGACGUCCACGCUGUCAUCGAGGAGGUCACCAAGGAUGCUGAAGCUGAGGCCACCAAGAUCGCUGCCAGGGAGGCCGCCAAGUCCGCCGCCGAGGAGGCUGCCAAGGGGCCUGCCGGGGAGGCUGGUAAGGCUGCUGCCGGGGAGGCAGGCAAGGCUGCUGCCGAGGAGGCCGCCAAGGGGCCCGCCGCGGAGGAGGCGGCCGAUAACCAACCUUCCUCCCCUACAGCCUCCGCCCCGGGCAAGUACUUGAAGGUGGGCGAUGAUCUGCUCGUCUGCCUCCCGGGGACGGCAAGCACCAGAGCGCCAGCCGAAGGGGAGGUUUUCGACAAUGAGGCCCUCACCGCUGCCGGGCUCCAGGUUGUCGACGAACCGAGCGCCAUUAGCAGUGGUUCCCAAGAGGAGCAGCCCCUCCGGGCUAUGAGCGCUAAUUUCCAGAAACUCCAGGCGCUCCACCGUGCCCGCCAAGAUAAGGUGAACUCCAGGACGGCGGUCCUGGACAAGGCAGAAGCAUACUUUCAGGAGCGCAUCGCUCAGAUGCAAGUCUGGUUCCCUGAGGCCCGGCAGGACCUGAGGGCUACCCGGGAUCAGUUGGACGAGCGCCAGCGAGAGCUCCUCUUGAAGCAGGCUGACAUCGAGAAGGCCCAAGAGGCGGCGAAGGAACAUGCCACCACGGACGAAGCUGACCAGAGGCAGCGCCAAGCUCUGCUCGACACCCAAGAGGAAGAUCUCGUUGGUCGUGAACAGGCGCUUGCCACCAUGCUCCACGACAAGGACAGGGAGAUCGAGAAGCUCGUCACGCAGCGGACCCAGGAGCUAGAGCAGAAGUACAAAGAUGCACUUGAUGCUCUGGCUCUAGACCAAGCCGGCAAGGUGGAGAAGCUGGAGCUGGAGCGGGACGAGCUGAAGGAGGAGAUCUCAAAGCUGACGAAGGACAGGGACAUGACUACCCACACUCUGGCGGAAUUGCAGGUCACCAUCUCCGACAAGACCAAGCUGCUCUCCGAGGCCAACAAUUUCAUCGAUGAUCUAAAGCUGAAGCUGGACACCUUGGAAGGGACGAUUUUGGAUGUCAAGGCCCGUGAGGAGACCCUGAACAAGGCCCUUGCGGACGAGAGGCAGCUACUGCAGAGUGCCGCCGCUUCCCACAACGACUACGUGGACAGAACGCUCUGGACCAGCCGCCUCAUCGAGGUUGCAGAGAGGCUCACCACGCAGCUAGCCGUCAUGGGCAUGCCGGACAUUAGGUACUCCCAAGAGGCGAACAUAAGCCCCAGUGCCAGGCUGACCUUGUUCUUUGAGCGCGUCCUCGACGCCCUGGAGCAGCUCCGCUCUAGUCGAGCAACUUAUCUGGCCAAUGAGGCUCGGAAGCUUUGCCGGGGCGCCCUGACCAAGGUGCUCACCAAGGUGGCAUUCUGGAACCCCAGCGUCGACUUCGCCAACGCGCUUGAGAGUUUGCCGGAGGAUGCGGAGCUCAAGGCACUCGAAGAGCGCAUCGAGCCGAUCAUCAGCUGUGUUGACGGAGUCAAGAGGUUGGAAGGCCAACGCCGGGACUAG